Molecule: messenger RNA, 1508 nt
Organism: Aspergillus calidoustus
Lineage: Eukaryota; Fungi; Ascomycota; Eurotiomycetes; Eurotiales; Aspergillaceae
Source: the annotation of a GenBank genome assembly
CCCUCUAAACAUGGAUUUAUCGGAACACCUAAACAAGGCUCUGCUGGUUCAGGGUGCCGUCACUGCGAUUAUCGCAUACUGGAUUUUAUGGAUCAUCUACACACGAUACCUCCACCCCCUUGCUAAGUUCCCUGGACCUUUCUGGGCGUCUGUUUCCAGGAUCUGGACGGUUCUCCAUGUACUUCCAGGCGACGCUGAGAAGACGCAAAUGAAGCUGCACGCGAAAUAUGGUUUGAGACGUCCCUCCACGAUUGUCUCCACGGACCUGACUGUGACGCGCAGGACCAGUGGUUCGCAUCGCCCCAAACGAGCUGAUUACCAGUGACCCCGAGGCGAUCAAAACGCUAUAUGGUGUCAAGUCAUUCACUACCAAGACCGACUUCUACCUGGCCUUCAGACCACCGUGGGCCCGGUUCCCCGACCACUUCUCGGCAGAAGGUGGCAAGCAGCACGCGGAGCGCCGCCGGAUUGUCACCAACGUCUACACGAUGACAAGUAUCCUGCAGUCGGAACAGUACAUUGAGAAGUGCAUCGAUGUCUGGAUUGAGAAGCUGGGCGAAAUGUCGGAUCAGAAGGAGUCGUUUGAUCUCUGGUUGUGGGCUCGAAUGUACGCAUACGACGUGGUCGGCGAGCUGUACUUUAGCAAGAUGUUCGGGUUCCUCGAAGCCGGGGGCGACCACCUAGGCUACAUCGACGCGACCGACGACUUGAUCCCAGUCCAGUUUCUGGCGGGCAAUAUGCCAACCUAUGUUCGGAGUCUGUUCAUGCUUACCGGAAUCCUGUUUCCUAAGGUUCGAGGGGCGUUGAAAGCGCUAGGGAAUCUCACGGACGCAACAAGUGCAAUGCUCAAAGAGCGCGUCGCUGCUCUCCAGAGUGCCGACUUUGAGUCCAAGCCCCAGCGGCCUGAUGUCCUCGGAAAAUUGCUUGACAUUUCGCACAAGCGCGGCAAGGAGCUGAACUUCGAGCUUGAUGACGUUAAGAUGGAGUCCUUUGCUGCUUUCUUUGCUGGAAGCGAGACAACAGCCCUCACACUCUCCGGCAUCCUAUACAACCUCUUCCGCACCCCGCGCGUCUAUACCAAACUCACCGCUGAAAUCGACGCCGCCGUAGAAGCUGGCCAGCUGAGUACCCCGCAUAUCGCGUACAACGAGGCGAGUAAACUCCCGUACCUGGUCGCGUGUAUCAAGGAAGGAAUCCGCAUGCAUCCGAUAACAGGCGUCUCAUUCCCUCGUCAUGCGCCACAGUCCGGGUGUAUGGUUGGAGGGUACUAUAUCCCUGGAAAUACGCGCAUAGGAGUGAAUCCGGGAGUCAUUCAUUUUGAUAAGAGUGUGUUCGGGGACGAUGCGGAUACGUUUAGGCCUGAACGGUGGAUUGAGGGGGAUGCGGGUAGGAUGGAUGGGUAUAUCAUGCAGUUUGGGAUGGGGGCUAGGACUUGUUUGGGGAAGAAUGUAAGUUUGCUAAUUCUGACAAUCUGUGUACCGAGUCUCCCGAAAUGGGCGAUAUGCUGA